Aspergillus alliaceus is the source of this 1394-nucleotide messenger RNA. RefSeq names its product globin-like protein. The record is from RefSeq and is a predicted model, not a curated record. The transcript has a single exon. Gene Ontology annotation, molecular function: FAD binding; heme binding; oxygen binding. Lineage: Eukaryota; Fungi; Ascomycota; Eurotiomycetes; Eurotiales; Aspergillaceae. Gene Ontology annotation, biological process: cellular response to nitrosative stress; nitric oxide catabolic process. Gene Ontology annotation, cellular component: intracellular anatomical structure. Bases 1 to 1317 code for a protein of 438 amino acids.
AUGCUCUUCCAAAGACUCCUUAUCCCCCGCCUUGCGCAUCGCGCAUUCCCCCUCCUCCUCCGGCUCCCGCUCUCCAAAGCCUACACAACAGCCCCCAAAACCAAGCUCACCCCCCAACAAAUCCAAAUCGUAAAAGCCACAAUUCCCGCCCUCCAAGACCACGGCAUAGCAAUAACAACCCUCUUUUACACGCGCCUCCUCGAAAAGCACCCCGAGUUAAAGAACAUCUUCAACAUCACCCACCAAGCAACCGGCGAGCAGCCCGCCGCCCUCGCCCACGCCGUCUGGGCCUACGCUACCAACAUCGAAAAUCCGGAAGCCCUGAAACCAGCCAUCUCGCGCAUCGGCCACAAACACGCCAGCCUGGGAAUAACAGCAGACCAGUACCCGAUCGUCGGCGAGGGCCUCCUCUCCGCCAUCAAAGAAGUCCUCGGCAGCACGGCCGACGAGCGCGUCCUAGACGCCUGGAAAGCCGCCUACGGCCAGCUAGCAGAACACUUCAUCGAUUUCGAAAGUGGCCUGUACCGCGCGGCGGAAGCGACACCAGGCGGGUGGAAGGGAUGGCGGAAAUUCUUCAUUUCGAAAAAGGUGCACGAGGGGGAGGAGAUUAUCUCAUUUUACCUGACGCCUAUCGAUAAGGGCCCGCUGCCGGCGUAUAAACCGGGACAGUUUGUUAGUGUGAAGUGUUUUGUGCCUGAGCUGGGGGUUUAUCAGCCGCGGCAGUAUAGUUUGUCGGAUGUGCCGAAUAAGGAGUAUUUUCAGAUCUCGGUGAAGAGGGAGUUUGCGGUGGGACAGAAGCCGGCGGGGAGGAUAUCGAAUGUGUUGCACGAGGCGUUACCGGUGGGCGCCGAGCUGGAUGUUAGUAUGCCGUUUGGGGACUUCGUGCUGGAUAUUAAUGCUACGACGCCUGUUGUGCUGGUUAGUGGUGGGGUGGGGCUUACGCCUACGAUGUCUAUGUUGACGACGGUUGUUGGGCAGGGGAAGGCGAGGCGGGUGGUGUUUGUUCAUGCUGUGCGUAAUGGGCGGGUGCAUGCGAUGAAGGAGAGGCUAGCUAGGAUUAUCGAGGAGAAUCCGCAGGUUCAUCGCGCGGUGUUUUAUGAGGAAGUUAAUAGUCGCCGGGAUAGGCAGGGCGUUGACUAUGAUUUCAAAGGCAGGGCGGAUCUGCGUAAGAUUAGGGAUUUGGCGGUUUUGCCGGAUGCGAAUUAUUAUAUCUGUGGUCCUAAGCAGUUUAUGGACGCUCAGAGCAAAUCGCUCAAGGAGAUGGGUGUGGAUGAGACCCGGAUUCAUAUGGAGGUGUUCGGUUCUCCAGCUGAAUAAAGAGGGAACACAGGAUAUACACUUCUUAGAAAAGAAAUCGGGAUGUAGAGCAGAGUAUAUAUUAUGUGAUACGAGUA